Messenger RNA from Megalobrama amblycephala (Wuchang bream), 1766 nucleotides. RefSeq names its product E3 ubiquitin-protein ligase TRIM39. The record is from RefSeq and is a predicted model, not a curated record. Gene Ontology annotation, molecular function: protein binding; zinc ion binding. The coding region runs from base 202 to 1620 and encodes 472 amino acids. Lineage: Eukaryota; Metazoa; Chordata; Actinopteri; Cypriniformes; Xenocyprididae. The transcript is spliced from 7 exons.
AGACACGAUUGCAUAUAAACAGCUAAGGGAGCAUGCUUCAAAAUAACUCUCUUAUAAAUAGACCACCAACUAUCCAAACGGGGAUUUCCUUUGAUACGCACAGCAGUGAUUGUGCAACAACCAGAGAGCUGCAGACCAGACUUUGAGAGAAGAAGGACAUUUAGAAGACAACAACAUCCACAAAACUACCAGACCAUCACAAUGUCAGACGAUCAACCAUCUUCACCCUCCAGCAACUCCUUGUGCCCAGGCUGCCAGGGUGAAGGGUCGCUCCUGUUGCCCUGCGGACACAGUCUGUGCCAGGCUUGCCUUGAGUUGUGUCAGCAGGAGCUCGGGCAGGACCAGCCGGGCUGUACGGAGUGCUACGGCCGUGAGCUGUUGGACAGUGUGCUGAAGGGGCUGCUCGACUCACUGUUUGAAGGGCAGCCGCGCCGGGUGGGAAACGCCAUGGAGGGCACAGAGAUGGCAGAGGAUGGAGAUUUGUGCAGACAGCACAGAGAGAGACUGACUCAGUACUGUAUGGAGGACGAAGAACUGAUCUGUGAUCAGUGUCAGGGCGAGGAACACGAAGAUCACGAGUGCAGCUCCAUAGAAGAGGCCACAGAAGAGUGUAAGAGGGAGUUGAGAACAGCUCUUAGACCUCUACAGGAGAAACUGGAGACAUUAAACACAGCCAAGCAAACCUGCCAGGAAACUUCAGAACACAUCAGGAGACAGGCACAGAACACAGUGCGUCUGAUAAAGGAGAACUUUGAAAUGAUCCAUCAGUUCCUGCAUGAUGAGGAGAUCUCCAUGCUGAGAGCUCUGAGUGAGGAAGAGGAGCAGAAGAGCCAGAACAUGAAGGAGAAGAUGGACAGACUAACAGAUGAGAUCAUGACAUUAAGAGAAGCUAUUAGUUCAACAGAAGAGGCCAUGAGUGCUGAUGAUAUGGUAUUCUUGAAGAAUUACAAGAAGGCAUCAGAACGGAUGAACUGCACUGUGCAGGAUCCAGGAGAUAUCUCAGGAGCUUUGAUUGAUGUGGCCAAACACAUCGGCUCGCUCAAGUUCAGAGUGUGGGAGAAGAUGCAGUCCGCUGUCACAUACACUCCUGUGAUCCUUGAUCCCAACACCGCAGACGUCUGCGUCACUCUGUCUGAUGACCUCACCACCAUCCGCUACAGCGAAGAAGACCAACAGGUCCCGGACAACCCCGAGCGCUUCUGCUUCUACGAGUGUGUCCUGGGCUCCGAGGGUUUCAGCUCUGGUCGCCACAGCUGGGACGUGGAGGUGGGAGACUGCAGCGAAUGGGCACUGGGAGUGGUUAAAGAAAGCGUCCAGCGGAAAGAGUGGUUUCCCCCGAGCCCCGAACGCGGCAUGUGGAUCAUCUGCCUGUACGGAGGAGAGUAUCGCGUGCGUUCGGCCACCAACGCUCCUCUGACACUGAAGAAGAAACCUCAGAAGAUACGAGUUCAGCUCGACUGGGAGGGCGGCAGAGUGAUGUUCUCGGAUGCCGGCGACAACUCGCUGCUAUACAAGUUUAAGCACAAGUUUACGGAAAAGAUGUUUCCGUAUUUCUCCAAUACAUGUAAAAGACAACCGCUGCAUAUUUUAGCAGAGAAGGUGUCUGUGUACACGGAGUAACUGAAGCAUCUCAGCAUUAGAUCAAAGGACUGAACUAGCACAAGAAAGACUUAAGAUUUUUUUAAUGGUAGUGUGUGUGUUUGUGUGUGUGUGUGUGUGUGUGUGUAUAUAUAUAUAUAUAUACACACUACCGUUCAAAAGUUUGG